GUCGUCGUCGUCGAGGAUGCGCCCGGCGACGGGGCGAUAAUACGCUCGACGUUCGAGCCCGAUGCAUCCCUGGCGUCGGGAGCCGGCGAGGUAAACAUUAGGCGGAGCAGUAAGAGGCGUCUCGCGCUUUCCCCGUCGCGUCAUAACAAAGCGGCAAAGGUAUCGCGCGGCGAGAGGGAACGGGUGUGACUUACGCUACAGAAGAGAGGCGCGAGGAGAGUAUUGAGCCCAUAUGCCGCCAGCCGGGCUAUCGGCGAGAGGCUUGUCUACCUUGAUGGACCACGGACAACCGGAUGCUCGUCAUCGGAGCGAGCGUUUCCUACUCUACUCAGAGAAUGGCUCCUCACAUCCUCAUAGUCCCAACACGGCCAACUCGUCGCCACGGUACCAGUACAACAGCAGAACCAAUAGUCACACCACUAGUUACGGGUCCAUAUAUGGACGCACUUCUAGCAACAAUAUGUCUGAUAGCAGCGUUUCUGACACGCACAGCGGCGGAACUGCUAGAACCGUCUCCCAACAGACUAGUCCAUCCCACGGUACACAUUCCUCCUCCCAGUCGCGGCAGGACAACAGCUCCAUCAUCUUCACGGCCCUCUUCGAUUAUGUCGCCCAGGGGGAAGACGAGUUAUCCCUGCAGAGAGGGGAGACUGUUGAGGUUUUGUCCAAGGACGCCAAGAUCUCGGGCGACGAGGGAUGGUGGACCGGGAAAAUUCGCGGCAAGGUGGGAAUUUUUCCGGCCAACUUCGUCGCGGAGGCAGAGAGCAUCGACCGGGUGUCAUCGGUGAUCGACAAGGUCCACCCAAUUGAGAUCGACUUCGAGGAGCUGCAGCUGGAAGAAGUCAUAGGGGUCGGAGGGUUUGGAAAGGUCUACAGGGGCUUCUGGAAGAAACGCGAGGUAGCCGUGAAGGCCGCGCGCCAAGACGCGGGCGAGGAGCCUAGUGUAACGUUGGAAAACGUACGGCAGGAAGCGAAGCUGUUCUGGUUGCUGAAGCACGAAAAUAUUGUGCAAUUGGAAGGCGUGUGUUUAAAGAUGCCCAACAUGUGUCUCGUGAUGGAGUACGCCCGCGGCGGCAGUCUCAACCGAGUUCUCAGCGGCAGGAAAAUCAGGCCCGACGUGCUGGUCGAUUGGGCGAUACAGAUUGCGAGAGGGAUGGACUAUCUUCACAACAAGGCGCCCAUAGGUCUCAUUCACAGGGAUCUGAAAAGUUCCAACGUGCUGCUGAGCGAGCCGAUUGAAAACGACGACUUCCAAUAUAAGACCCUGAAGAUCACGGACUUCGGUUUGGCGAGGGAGGUCUACAAGACGACUCGUAUGUCUGCGGCGGGCACGUACGCCUGGAUGGCGCCGGAAGUGAUUAAAAAGAGUACUUUCAGCAAAGCUAGCGACGUAUGGAGCUACGGCGUGUUACUGUGGGAACUUUUGACCGGGGAGACACCGUACAAGGGUAUCGACGCUCUGGCUGUAGCGUACGGGGUUGCUGUCAAUAAGUUGACUCUACCUAUACCAUCUACCUGCCCUCAGCCAUGGAGUCUCCUCAUGGAAGCGUGCUGGGCAUCGGACAGCCAUGCUCGGCCGGGAUUCAUGGACAUCUUGGUGGCUCUGGACGAGGUGCGCAGUGCAUUCGCGGCGACGCCACACGAAUCUUUUCACACAAUGCAGGAGAAUUGGAGGCUGGAGAUCGAACAAGUUCUGCAUGGAUUGCGCAUGAAGGAAAAGGAGCUGCGCUGUAGAGAAGAGGAAUUGACGAAGGCACAGGUGCAACAGAAACAGAACGAGGAGCUUUUGAAGCAGCGGGAACAGGAAUUGGCCGCCCGCGAGAUAGCCAUAUUGGAGAGGGAGCUCACCGUGAUGAUCAUCCAGCAGCAAAACACGCCUACGCCGAACAAGAGACGUGGCAAAUUUAAGAAGUCGCGAUUAAAAUUGAAUAAGAAGGAGCCGGGAAGCAAUAUUAGCGCCCCUUCGGAUUUUCGUCACACAAUCACCGUUCAGGACACGGCCUUGGCCGACCGAGGCAAAGUGAGGAACCCGUCGCGGCCGAACAGUCCUCCAGGCUCGCCCAGCAUUCCGAGGCUCAGAGCGAUCGCAUUACCGGCGGACGGAGUUAAGGGUAAGACUUGGGGACCGUCGACGCUUCAUCAACGUGAGCGCGGGGCUAUUAUUCCCCAGCCGCCACUCCUCCCCGCCUCCCCUGGCGGCAAAGGCUGGUCCCGUUCCGCGCCAGAUCUCGAAAAGACACCUCUGCGUACAGCCCUGUUGGCGAACGCGCACCGCUCCCCGCUUCUGCAGGAAAUAGGCCUCUCUGAGGAAAGCAUCUACCACACCCAUUAUACAGCAUUACCGCCCGACCUGUCGGCCGACUGGAUAACGUCGGAGUAUCCUCCGAAGCCCGGGCUGACCGGGCCCUACAUCAUGCCGAUGCCCGUUCCCAUGCCCACCCUCUACAACGGCGAAACGAAAAAACCAAAGCUAAGCAUAGUCGAGCUGGUAUUGUACAACAUCGCGGCGAUGCUGGCCGGCGUGGCCACCGGCUACGACGUGAGAAUGUCGAACAUAUCCCCGAUACAUCCGCGCCUGUACCCACGGACGGGCGAGUGCGACGAGGAUCAGCCAAGGUGGUGGUUUCAGGCGGACACCGGAUCGAAUCGCAACUCCUACCUCGGCGCCGAUUACGAGUUCAGCUCGAGCAGCGGCUAUCCGCACAACACUUAUCACGGACGGGCACACCAUUGCAGACCGUUCCUGAGUAACAUGGGUGGCAUAGCGCCCGGCCUUCCAACCGUGGCGAUGCCAGACAAGCCGUUGCGCUUUACAGAUUCCCCACAGCAUUACACGAGCAGCACGACGGGUUCCAACGCCCCGACGCCGAGCCCGAGAAGGAAGAGCAGCAGCAGCACCAGCAACGAGGAUGCGUACUCGCACGACGCGGCCCGCGUCGAUCGUAUAGAGAGGGUGCCGACGAUAUACAUGGGGAACGUCGCCCCGUUCCCGGAUUACGGGCCGCCAAUGUACACCGUCGUACCGCCGGAGUAUUAUCGGCCCCCUGAACCGACGUAUUUCAUACCUGCGGAGUAUCACGACCGGAUGCUCGAGUGCCCCGAGUUCCCGCACGCGUACGACAAUCCGAGCAGCAUGAACAGCCCGGCCAGGCCGGUGUCCAGGCUUUUGCCUUACACGCAUCACCGCACCUCGUCGAACGUCUCCAACGCCAGCACGUCGAGCCAGAGCAACGUCAACCCGACGUUCCGGCUGGAGGACGAGGACGACUACGGCGUGUACUCGCCGAUACCGUAUUACCAGCGACCUUCGAACGUUAUAUCCAACCUGGCGACGACGUACGGCGCGAGCAUACUCAAUCACGAAUACGGCUCGCCGUUGUUGACACGCCAGAACUCCCACGACUCCAACUCCAAUUCCGGCGAGCGGCCGAGCAACCUGGAGGUGGUGACGCGGCUGCGCUCGAGCCUGAAACGGUCCAGUUACAAUCCGUACAACUCGCCGAGCAAGAGCGUGAGCAAAAACAACUCCGGCUCGGGCACACCGACGAAUCCGACGCCGCCGGACUCGCUCACGUCCGAGGACUCGAGCUACGUCUCCGCCAAGGACAGUCAGAUCUCCAUCAGCCGGGUGCGUUUCUCGCCGGUGACGUUCGAUCGCGACGGCGUGUCCGCGCGCGACGUCCACAGAGAAACUCUGCUGGACAUCCCGGUUCACGGUCAGAGCCAGGAUUCCACGGUGCCGUUGCAGGCCAAUCGGCGGCUCAAUCGAAACAGGAAACCGAGCAUCUCGGAGCUUGAGAGGGAAUUCUUGUCAUAGCACUGGCUUAUUUAAAGCCGCGCGGCUCCCUUUCAUGUGGAACCAGCUGGACCGAGCGGGUUCGUCGAUAUUUUAUCAAUUUAUCGAUAUUUCUAGCGAAUGGUAGUCCUAGGAUCCGAUCUCUUUACGCCUCCGAUUAUACAAUCGCGAUUACGUAACCUUAUGAUCGUCGACCGGAAGAAGAAUUUGCAAAACGAAUUGUACGUUAUCGAAGCACUGCCUCCCGCGGACGAUGAUAGCAGUUCACUAACAAGUCUGGGAAUCAACAUUCCAUACAACACACAGUCCACGUAAAACGUAGCGUAAUACGUGAUUGGGCGGAUUUUUAAUUUGGUAACGUUAAUGAUAUUUGAUAUACGCGUGUACAUGUAGCACGGGCGAAGAUUGCAACGCGUCGUGAUAUAUAUAUAUAUUCAAAUUGCAUAUUACUCCGAGAAUAGAUACUUUUCUGUAGAAUAUAAAAUGUAUUUUACCGUUUCAACUGUUAACAACAGAGACUUCGAUUAAAAUAGAAUUGAUUUUCCUUUUGACGCUGAUGCAAAAUUCACAGAUUGACAGUUAAUAUAGAAUAUUGAUGCAUACGGGAGAUACCGUGUAUACCAAUAUUCUCCCAAUCAAUGAUAAUUUGUAUAUAGAAUGAGGUAAUAACUAUUACCAUAAUAUCGUUUAAAAUUCUAUUGUAUAUUUUAUAUGUUGAAGACAAUUGCAUACUAAUUAAUCUUUAAUCAGGUAAUUAAAAAUUAAUUAACAAAAUAUAUAUGUAUUAAAGAUAAUAUAUUAAAUUAAAUUAAUUUAAAGAGAUGAAAAGUUUUAGAUCUCGUAGGCGACUUGGAAAAUAAAAGUUAUCGUCAUAGGCUGACGUUUUGUAUAGCAUGCAACUUUUGUUAGACAAAUCCUCUGUUACGACUUUUGAGGUACCGAAAGUAAUAAUUGCCUCAGUCUAUGUAACGAUAUCGUUGAAUAAGCAAAUCAUCAGUCGAAAUUAUGCAAUUUGACGGUUCUUUGUGGUUUAUCGAGACAUUCCAGAAGCGCGUUAUAUGAGCAUUUCGAGAUAGAGAGAAUUUAUCAGGAUGUGUAUGUAUGUAAUAUACAAUUCCAUUAGUAAGAUUACGGAAGGGAACGAAGACGGGCGUUCUUUUCUUCGGCAACUACCGCAUUAGCGGCGUAAUGGCGUAUUCGCUUUCGAUAUUGAAAUCGUAUCUCAGCGUAACGAAAGUUGUAAGUUGUUUCUCGCAUUUAGUACGAAGUUACGUUCGGUAUGUUCCUUGCGUAACGAAACUCUGGUGAUAUUCGGCUUGGCGCAAUAAUGAAAACAUUCCAAGGAGAUUUGCUGGAACGUAAGGAAUUGCUCUACGCAGUGCGGAAUUAACCACUUCGUCGGACUUUGAAUUGAUGCGAGCUUAGAUGCUCGCGCUUUUCGAUACUCGAAAGUCUCCCCGACGUUACUUCUCCCAGAGUUUGUGAUAGAUGCCAACGGAGUGAACGUCAAUUCCGCAUUGUUUAAGCUGGUCCAGUUAGGACGAGGAUAGGCUUUCUUUGCGUGCUGAACUUUUGUCAGAUAUUGUGCGUUUAAAUAACGCGUAUACUUGACGAUUUUACUUUUAAUUUUCCUACUAGGAGGUACCGGCAGCAAGUGAAAAAUUGUAUCGAUUUUCGUGCGUUUUGUGUAACUUAAACGAGCAAUUAAUUCUAAAUACGCAAUGGCAGCUCGAGUAUUGUAUAUUAAUAGAGAUGCGUUACGGUUGUAUUUUUUUUUUAGACGGAUCAAUCGGUUCGAGCUGAAGAACAAUCACUAUUUAUAAUCUAAUUUUAUGUACUUUACAAGAAUACGGACAGCUACAAAGUAUUAGUUGUAGUAUUAUGUACUUAGCCGAACUUUCCCGCGAUUACGUAUUAAUCUUAUACAGUAUUUCCGAUAUAAUCUCUCUCCUUCUCAUCGCAAUCAGUGUAACUAGUCAUUGUAAUUGUAUUUCAAGUUGUACCAUUGUCAUUUUGAUAGCGAUACGAUUCCAUUUUCCUUCGUCUCUCGUGAUGGUCGUCUAAAUUAAGAAAUUAGACAGAACUGUCUACAUUGUCGAUAUACUCGCUUUUUUCAACACUCCUGUUUGCGGACUUGUAUGGUGUCUCUGUAACUUUAAGAGAUUCGUGUGCUGAUGAAAAGGAAAAUGUUGCUGUGCCGCUGUUAAAAUAGUGCCUCUGCUCAAUGAUACGUUCAUCGUCGUUCUGUUGCAAUGCACAAUUGGAGAGAUGUACACGAUUAAUACAUCCACCCCAGGUACUUCCACCCCUCGGUCGCGUAAGUCGACGUAAUUCGGAAGUGUAUCGAUUGAUAAGUACGCUUAGUAAAAUGCGGAGGACGUGUACAGUAAGCAUCUUCGACGUUUAAAUGUGAAUUAUAUGUGUCGUAGCGAUACAUGAUGAAACGGUCGCACCUUGCGCAGCUGUCACGCUUCUUUUGUACCUUAUGAAAACAGUGCGCCGCUCUACGCGAGCGAACCGCGCGUCUGUAGAAAGUAUCUAAAGCGUGAGUCGCGUGCAGAUAAAUACACAACAUGCAGCUGUGCAAAACGCGAGGUGUAUUCUUCGGUAGAAUCGUUGUGGAACGAAGAUUCUUCUAAUGAACGUUGUAUAUAUAGCAAAGAAGGAAACGCUGAAUGUUCAAGUAGCGACUACUCAAUACAUUCCUUAUACAGCUGACGCGUGUUGUACGACGUCCACGACGCUCCCCCGAGAGAUGUAGACAAAGGCGUCGGGUCUGCUUCGUGGAUAUCUUCGCGCCGCAUUGCACCAAUAACGAGUAUCUCGAUGCGGCAAUACGGGGUACCGAAUCAAGCGUGUCGAGGGGGAGAGCGAGUCUCCGCCACCUUUCUUCGAUUGAUAUCGUUCAGAAUCUAUAUUAAUAUUAAAAACGCUUGCGUACCUCGUGCUGCGUGCUCUACGUGCCCCGAAUGUACAUACGAACCGCUGAGUAAUGUAUUAGAACGCGACGCACGUAAUCUUAAUCUAUUGGCAUUACGAGAUGAUAGGGGAGAAACGCUCGAAUUUAGUUUUGAACCUUGUAAACUAAUCAAAGUUACUUACGCUAUCUUUACGCCGCAUUCGAAGCAAUCAAAAUGUCUUGUUUGUACUGUAUCAACCUCACGUAGCGUAUAACGAAGUCACGGAUUCUUUUAUCUUCUUCGUCGUGAAAGCUGCUUCUCGUUUACACUGUUUUCCUAAAUGACGAUCAUCAGUAUUGUAGAUGUAUGUUGUGCGAUGUACAUACGUGAAAUGUGUUAGAAGAAAGAGGAUUCUUUUUCUUGGUAGUUUUACCGUGUACGUUUGACUAUAGCGAAGAAGAAUGAGCAGAAAAUCAGUUACCAAUGACAUUUUUCUGGCAGAUAAUUUUACAAGGGCAACUGAGAGAUACAUUUGAUGACUCCGAAGUCUUUCUUAGGCAGAAAAACGUGGAGCCGUCGAACAUUACGUUUACGCAUUUUACAAAAAAGAAAACUUGCAAUAUUAAUUGACUCUUCUCUUUUCAUAUAUGUGAUAAUUUUAUCGAAUUAUACGGGCAAUGGGCGAAUUAUCUCUUUCUUGCAAUACAUUUAAUGAGUAUAUCUUUCUACGCUGUGCGAAGGUAUUUCUGCGGUGCUAAUAUCACGUACUUAAAUACGUUAAAUAAGUGACACAUAGAAAUUCAAAAUGCUUCCAAGGUAAUUGAGAGAGAGAGAGAGAGAGAGAGAGAGAGAGAGAGAGAGAGAGAGAGAGAGAGAGAGAGUGUGUGUGUGUGUGUGUGUGUGUGUGUAUGUAUGCGCGAGCGUGAGAGAGAAUGUUUGAUGAAGUGUUAGUGAAUGCUGAUAUUUGAGAAUAAUUGUUCAUACGUAUAUAUACACACGAUAAUAAUUAUAUAAUUUUUAAUUAUACAAAAAUAUAAAAUGUUCGCGGCAGCUAUUAUUGUGUAAUGGCGUAUCCGUCGCCGACAGUGCUAGUCUAAGCUAUAUUUAUUUUUUAUAUAUAUAACAAACACCUUAGCGUAGAGAUUAAGGAGAUAAGAAUCCGAUUUUAUACUUUAUUAGAGAGUAUUUACGGAAUAUGUUUGACUCGUUGGGCAGAACGUGUAUAAGGGACGUGUGUUCAGAAUAAUUCUAUAUACAUAUGUAUAUAUAAAAAUUAUAUAUACAUAUAUACAUAUACAUAUAAAUACAUACGUGAGAUAAAUUACGUUGUAUCAUAUCAAAUGCAACUAUAAGGUCUCCGAUAUAUAUAUGUGAUGAUAUAUAUAUGUAUACAUAUAUCAUUAUGUAUACAUAUCAGUCUAUAAAUAUAUCUCGCUGUAAAAAAAAACUCAAUAAAUUUAUCAUGUAUCGUUCGUAUGAUAUACAUUAAUAACAUAUACCAAUGAUAGUAAUUUAUAAUUUUCCUUUAGAUAUCUUCUUGAUAUAAUGUAACGCUAGUUUAUGGGACUUAAAAUUAUAUAAGGGAAAUAAAUUUCUUCCUUUAAACGAUUAAUGCUUUCGACGUUAAAUAUUCGAUGUACAAUACUGAAUAUUUUUACAUACUUUUAUUCCCUUUCUCUCUGCCAUUUGUUACAUACACGACGCACCCUCUCUUUGAUACAAGAUAAAUUUAUGAAAUUUACGUAGGGGAAACGAACAUACGGAUGUGAACCGCAAACGUAAUGCGAGAUUCUCUUUAACACUUGUUUUUAUGUAAUAUACGAUAUGCAACUCACGUUUACAAUGUAGUCCUCACUAGUUUAGUUAGACCUAACGAGUGGACAUCACCGAAUCAAGGCACUGAAACAAAAAAAAAUACUCAUCAGCCUCGUGGAACAUAUGAUACUACAGGAUCCCGUUGCUCUCUGAACUGCUGUUUCUGAUGUCGCAUUUAAAAAGUGUAAAUAUAUAUACUUUACGACGUAACGGAUUGUAUUAAGAUUGCAUGCCGCUUGCGCGAAAUUAGCAAAUUGUACAAUAACGACCACGACCAAGACGAUUAAUUGUAAACGAAUUGUCUCAUCGAUGUACACACAGUCUGUGCUGUGGUAGCUCCUCUUUGUACGCUUCUGGCGUGUGUAGAAAGUUUAACGUAAUGUAUUUCAUAAAUAUGAUAAACGAUUUAUCGGCGCGGGGCUAUCACAGUUUGGUAUAUACAUAUAAAUACGAAAUUAAGUUUUUUCCGCCGGUAUUCUUUUGUAAUACAUGAACUGUAAAGAACGUAGGACGCAACUCGUCAAGUCGCAGGCAAUUCAUUUAAGCAUGGAGUAACUCUGUAGUUUCUAAGUAUGUUUAAGCUAAGUGCAAUGUGUUCCACGUGUAUUUAAGUGAGAAUAAUGAAUCGCUUCGGUGCGCGCCUUAAAGUAAACGAGAAACAUCGCGAAAACUCAAAGCUUUCGACGGGAAAUUCUUCAAUGUAACAUAAUAACUUUCACAGCGGCGAUUAUCGCGCGAGAGUCGAGGAAUACUUACUUUUCAUUCGGGAAUCGAAUUUUUUUAUCGAUCUCCUGGGCGACGAUGUGUAGAUUGCCAAGCACGACGAGCGAAGUCGCGCAGGAUCGUUUUUAUCUACAAGCAGGGAGUGAAAUGAUAUAACAGACGAGAAUAAAUAUAUAUUAAUUUCACGACAAAUUCCCGAGAGCUCGAUUGUUUAAAUGCGGAAAAUAUAUCGUAAUAAUA
Molecule: messenger RNA, 9474 nt
Organism: Vollenhovia emeryi
Lineage: Eukaryota; Metazoa; Arthropoda; Insecta; Hymenoptera; Formicidae
Product: mitogen-activated protein kinase kinase kinase 11-like
Exons: 14
Coding region: 233-3817 (1194 amino acids)
Biological process (GO): protein phosphorylation
Molecular function (GO): ATP binding; JUN kinase kinase kinase activity; protein binding
Source: RefSeq, a predicted model, not a curated record